CACGUGUUUUCGUAGCCCCGUUGGAGUCCUCGAAUUAUCGUCUCCAUCUGGACUCAAUCACCAGAGUUCUCAUCCUCUUCCGUUCCCCGCCGGCGAAUCGGCGAUCUUUCCUCUCCUACUAGAUUUCGGUUCUUCUGAAUCCAUUUCUUAUCUUUAACUGAUUUUCCGGCGGAUUACCUUAGCGUAAUCCGUUUAAUUUUAUUUACAUUUUCACACUUGAGCUGAAUCUGAUUUGCUCACUUAUCUGUGGAUGUCGAUUUCAGUGUUCGAAUUUUGUUGAUAUAUUGUGAAUCGGUGAAUAGAUUUGAGUGAAUAUGAUGGGGUAUGAGAAUCAGGGCUUCGAGGAGGCCCAUCUAUAUGCAUCGAAGGAAGAAAUGGAGUCUCUCGUCCUCGACGACGAUCCGGAUGGCUCCUCCAACGGCCGGAAGCCGUUCUCCGACCCGUUAUCAGCUUCAUCCUUGCCUUUCGCUGAAAUUGCUACCGACGACGAUCCCCUGCACCCUCGCCCGAGUCAAAGUCAAAACCCUAACUCCUUCAAUUCCAUCCUCGAGCCUCCGUCUUAUGCUGACGCCAUUUUCCGGUCCUUUGACGCCGACCAUACUUUGCCGGAAGUUAACGGGCAUGACCAGUCCGGCGCAUCGCCUUCGUCGUCUUCGUCAACGCCAAUGUCCGAGUACCUUCAUAUCACUGUCUCCGAUCCGCAGAAGGAGCAGGAGCUCACGAAUUCGCUUGUUCCGGGAGGGAGUACUUACGUUACCUACCUAAUUACUACGAGGACGAACUUACCUCACUUCAGCGGAACCGAAUUUAGCAUCCGAAGGAGAUUCAGGGACGUGGUGACAUUGUCAGACCGGUUAUCAGAAGCGUAUCGAGGGUUUUUCAUCCCUGUAAGGCCGGAUAAGAGUGUGGUAGAGAGUCAGGUGAUGCAGAAGCAUGAAUUUGUGGAGCAGCGGAGAGCGGCGUUGGAGAAGUACUUGCAGAGGCUGGCAGCACAUCCAGUGAUUCGGACCAGCGAGGAAUUGAGACUGUUUUUGGAGGUGCAGGGGAAACUGCCACUGGUGAGAACAACUGAUGCAGCAUCUAGGAUGCUGGGCGGGCAGUGAAUCUGCCCCGGCAAC
This is a messenger RNA of Ipomoea triloba (trilobed morning glory), 1118 nucleotides long. Its product is annotated as sorting nexin 2B-like. NCBI's taxonomy places the organism in Eukaryota, Viridiplantae, Streptophyta, Magnoliopsida, Solanales, Convolvulaceae. The transcript has a single exon. The record is from RefSeq and is a predicted model, not a curated record. Bases 315 to 1103 code for a protein of 262 amino acids. Gene Ontology annotation, molecular function: phosphatidylinositol binding.